Molecule: messenger RNA, 1011 nt
Organism: Paracoccidioides lutzii Pb01
Exons: 1
Coding region: 1-1011 (336 amino acids)
Biological process (GO): mitotic sister chromatid cohesion
Cellular component (GO): NatA complex
Source: RefSeq, a predicted model, not a curated record
AUGCCGGACUCCUUUUUUACAAAAGCCGCCUCUCCUCCUGGUAUCUCUCCCACCCCUUCAACAAGUAGUAAUAGAAGCGGCAAUAACAGGCCAAAUGUCGACAAGAACAACUUCAAGCCUAAUAUCCCAUCCUUUCAGCCAACACAACCAAUCUCCCCACCGUCUGUAAAUUCAUCUCAUGUCAACAAGUCGAGUAACGAUGACUCUGCCUUUGAGCCAAAACCGUACCCUAAACCUCUAGAGACCGUUUAUACCCCACAUCCGAAUGUCACUAUUGAACCUGUCAGAACAGGGCAUGUCCCAUCAUUAAUGCGCAUUACGGGUCUGUUGCUGCCAGUCCGCUAUCCGAACUCAUUUUACACUGCGACCAUCACAGAUCCCGUCGUCUCCUCUCUCUCUCGCGUGGCCAUCUACCACGACCACCCAGCCACGGACGUGGCAGCAAUCACGUUUUCCACGACUGCCAAGGCAUCGCCACUACCAACCUCAGAUAAAGUUAUUGGAGGAAUACGGUGUCGGUUAGAACCACAGCCUGUGACUGCUGAUCCUUCUCCUACGGACCCCGAAGCGCAGUCUACGAAUUUAUAUAUACAAACCCUGCAUCUCCUUUCUCCCUAUCGUGGGAGAGGGAUAGCUGCAUCUCUUCUGGAGUCGUUAAUAUAUGACCCUUCCGUCGCUCCUGGAAUGUCGCCGCGAUCGGUAUCCCCCAUUGUUAGGCAUUAUAAUAUCCGGACUGUCACGGCGCAUGUCCACGAGACAAACGAGGAAGCGUUGGUCUGGUACGUCGCACGAGGUUUCGCAAUUCAAGAAGGCGUCGUUGAGGGGUAUUACAGACGUCUGAAACCGGGCGGGGCGAAGAUCGUCAAGCUCGACUUGGCAUGGGACGAGGAAGGGGCAACUAGUAAACGAGACCCGGUUGACGGCUCUGAAAGAAUCAACGAAGGUGACGAUGAUUGGGAGAAGGUUAAGUUGGAUGAAGAGGACAGCGCCACGACCGUCAGAGCCUUUUGA